Messenger RNA from Heterocephalus glaber (naked mole-rat), 3816 nucleotides. RefSeq names its product solute carrier family 44 member 3 (gene Slc44a3). The record is from RefSeq and is a predicted model, not a curated record. Gene Ontology annotation, molecular function: transmembrane transporter activity. NCBI's taxonomy places the organism in Eukaryota, Metazoa, Chordata, Mammalia, Rodentia, Bathyergidae. Gene Ontology annotation, cellular component: membrane. Gene Ontology annotation, biological process: transmembrane transport.
GCCGGCUCCUGCGGGCACUGGCGGACCGACGCUUUCGCCCCUGCUCCGCGCUGCCGGACCCGGGGACACCUGGCCAGGAGCACCCGGGCCCCAUUCAGGUGUGGGGCAGCAGGGAGGGAGACGCGGGCCGCAGGUGAGAGGGGGAUGCCAACAGCUGCGCCCCCAGGUAAGAACUUGGCGCCUGGGGGCUUGACACCCACACUGCAGAGGAGGUGUUUCAAAAGCUCAGUGGAAAAGCUGCAGGUUUCUGAAGAGUCAACUCCCAGGCAAAGAGAGUGGAGACCCCAGAUUUAUAGGAAAUGCACAGAUACGGCGUGGUUAUUCCUGUUCUUUCUCUUUUGGACUGGUUUGAUGUUCAUCAUGGGCUACUCGGUGGUGGCUGGAGCUGCAGGAAGACUCCUCUUUGGCUACGACAGCUUUGGCAACGUAUGUGGCAAGAAGAACUCCCCGGUGGAAGGGGCCCCUCUGUCAGGACAGGACAUGACCCUAAAAACAUACAUGUUCUUUAUGAAUUCCUGCAACCCAGAAAUCAAAGGUAAGAGGCUUGGUUCCACUGCCCUCUGUGUGUCCAGCUGUCCUGAAGAGCAACUCAGCACCCUAGAAGAGGUCCAGCUCUUUGCAGACACCAAUGGGUCUUUCCUAUGUGUCUAUAGUUUGAAUUCCUUCAACUACACACAGAGUCCAAAUGCAGAUUCAUUGUGUCCCAGGCUACCAGUUCCUCCAAGCAAGUCCUUUCCCUUGUUUAACCGGUGCAUCCCUCAAACACCUGAGUGCUAUUCCAUGUUUGCAUCUGCUUUGAUAAAUGAUGUUGACAUGCUCCAUCAAAUUCUAAGUGGAAUUAUGUCAGAAAGAGACACCAUCCUUGGCCUGUGUAUCCUUGCAUUAGCCUUGUCUUUGGCCAUGAUGUUCAUCUUCCGAUUCAUCACCACUCUUCUGGUUCACAUUAUCAUUUCAUUGGUUAUUUUGGGAUUGUUGUUUGUCUGCGGUGUCUUAUGGUGGCUGUAUUAUGACUAUACCACUGACCUCAGCAUAGAAUUGGACACAGAAAGGGAAAAUAUGAAGUGUGUGCUGGGGUUUGCUAUUGUAUCUACAAUUAUCACGGCAAUUCUACUCGUCUUGAUUUUUGUCUUCAGAAAGAGAAUAAAAUUGACAGUUGCGCUUUUCCAAGUCACAAACAAAGCCAUCAACAGCUCUCCUUUCCUGCUCUUCCAGCCAGUGUGGACGUUUGCCAUCCUCAUUUUCUUCUGGGUCCUCUGGGUGGCUGUGCUGCUGAGCCUGGGGACCGCUGGCAGUGCCCAGGUCAUCGAAGGUGGCCAAGUAGAAUUUACCCCUCUUUUGGGCAUCCGGUAUAUGUGGUGGUACCAUUUAAUAGGCCUCAUCUGGACUAGUGAAUUCAUCCUUGCAUGCCAGCAAAUGACUAUUGUGGGGGCGGUGGUGACUUGGUAUUUCAACAGAAAUAAAAAUGACCCUUCUGACCAUCCAAUCCUUUCAUCUCUCUCCAUUCUUCUCUGUUACCAUCAAGGAACAGUGGUGAAAGGGUCAUUUCUGAUCACUUUGGUGAGGAUUCCAAGAGUCAUUCUCAUAUACAUUCAUGACACUCUGAAGGACAAGCACAGUUCAUGGUCCAGGGGAAUGUUCAGAUGCUGCUGCUGUUUCUCAUGUCUUGCCAGACACUUGCACCAUCUCAACCAGACUGCCUCACUUGGCAAAGGUCUGGGGUAGGGAGAGCAUUUUCUAGCCUUGCAUUCAUCUAAGGAAUGAGACAGCUGAGGCUGAAUGACUUCAUCAGGGUGCAUCUUUCGUGGAUGGAGAAGGCCUCUCUGGGUGUGCCCCCUGUGCCUAUAUCUUGCCUCCAUCUAAGCAACAACAAAGAAACUUGGUGAAGUCCAAAGAACAAGAAGGCACUGAUCUCAUGUGGAACCCUGUCCCCGGUUACCAGCCUGGAGCUUGGCCAAAGCAGACCUUCCAUACAUGCCUGUGGAUUGAGGAUGAGUACAAGGGUAUAUAUUGCCUCAACACAUCCCUGGCUUGAUGCUAUACACAGCUUUUAGCAUCUGCUAAGAGUAGCAGGAAAGCAAUAAAGAAAAAGGAAAUACUAAGUCAAAAGAGCGGCCUUUUCUUGUUGAGGCUGCUCUAAUCACACCUAGAACUGACUGCCAGGAAAACUGGCUUUCUGAGGGAAAAGUGCCAGCAGAGAGAGGGCCAAUGAGAGGGCCGAGUAUCAGCCUCCUGGGGCUCAGAAAGAACACAUCUGUCACACUGCAGAGCUGCAGUAAUCAAGACAAGAUGGUACUGGCAUAAGCAUAGAUAUAUUCCAGGUAGAUGUAUAGAUAUUUGGAACCAAAUAGCCCAGAAAUAAACCCUUCAUAUAUGGCCCAAAAAUACCAAGUCCCCAGGGACAAUCUCUUUAAAAAUGAUGUUGGGAAGACUGAGUAUCCACAUGCAGAUGAUUAUAAUGUACUCUUACCUCACACCAUGUACAAAAAUUAAUGCACAAGGAAUUAAAGACCUAAGAGAAAGGCCUAAAACUACAAAAGUCCUAGAAGAAAUCACUGAGGAAAAGUAUCAGGACACCAGAUUCGGCAGUGAUUUCUUGGAUGUAACACUAAAAGCACAGGCAACAAAAUAAAAAAAAAUAGACAAAUUGGACUACAUCAAACUAAGAACUUAUAUGUACCAGAGGAUGGAUAUACCAGAAUUUUUAAAGAAAUUCUAGAACUCAACAGUAAAAACAACCUAAUUUUUCCAUGGAUAAAGGACUUAAAGAGGUAUUUUUACAGAAAAGCUGCACAAAUGGCCAGUAAGCACAUGAAAACAUAUUCAACAUCACUAAUCCCAAGGUGUAUGUAAAUCAAAACCACAGGAUGUCACCUGACUCUAUCAGGAUAACCACUCUCAAAGGACAAGGAAAUAACAAGUGUUGUUGAAGGUAUGAAGCUGGAGUCCUGUGCACUGUUGGUACAACCAUUAUGGAACACACUAUAGAGAUUACUCAAAGAAUAAAAAUAAAACUAUCAUAUGAUCCAGUAAUUCCUCUUCUGGGUAUAUACAAGUGAGAGUCAACCUUUUAGAGACUGAGGGCCCAAACUGCAACCCAAACUCACUUAUUUAUCGAAGAGUGCCAUCACUGCCCCAUGUGUACUGUUAUCUGGUGCUUGGCUGCUGGGCAAUGCUGCAGUGACCUGGUUGUGUGCCAACAGAGAGGGCUCUGUGUGCCUGCUACAGCAUGCAUGCCAUAGGUGCACCACCAUUGGUAUAUACCCCAAAGAAUUUAAAGCAGAAUCAUUGCACAGUCUUUGCAAUAGCCAGGAAGUGGAAGCUUACCAAGUGUCUGUAUAUCAAACAAGAAUGGAUAAAGAAAAUGUGGUAUAUGUAUACAAUGGAAUAUCAUUCAGCCUUAAAAAUGGAAAUCUUUUUAUAUGCUAUAGCAGUGGUAGUGAACCUAUGGCAUGCAUGUUGCUGCUGACUGUUAUCAGUGAAAGCUCUAAAAGGUUUUUGCUAUCACUGUGUUAUAGCAUGGAUAAACCUUGAGAACAUAUCUGAAAUUAAAUAAGCCAGUUGCAAAAGGAUAAAUAUGAUUCCACUGAUAGGAAGUAACUAAAGUAGUUAAAAAAUCAUAGAAAGAUGGUUACCAAGGCCCAGGAAAUUAGUGUUUCCUGAGUAUAGAGUUUCACUGUUGCAAGAUGAAUUUUCCAUAGCUCUAUUGUACAACAAUGUGAAUAUUCUACUGGUCUCUACACUUAAAGUUGGUUAAGAUGAUAAAUUUAUUUUUAUUUUAUUUUGAGACAGGGUCUCGCUAUGUAGCUCAGCCUGGCU